AUGCAUGCUAAAGACUGGCUUAUGGCAUUUGUUGGCGUCUUCCUCCCUUUUGUCCCCGUGGGCAUUAAGAGAGGUAUCUGCUCUGCUGACUUCUGGAUUAACAUUGCUCUCUGCUUCUUAGGAUUUUUGCCUGCAUUGAUCCAUUGCUGGUACAUUAUUUCCUGCUAUCCAUAUGAGUCCCGGUCCAAUUACACUGGAGUCACGUUACCGGGUAGAGAAGCACAAGGAUAUGUGCUUAGCGAAUCUAUGGCGGGAGGUUCAGUCUGGUCUAGUUUGGGAUAUCAGCCAGAAAUAGCGGUAACAACGCCGAAUUCUCAGAUGCAGAUAGUUCUUGUUGACAAAACUAUAAACAAGGACACAGUAAAUGAUUUGCGUGAAUCAAAUAUCCACCAGGUGUGCAAUAUACAGGAAAUGCACUUCCAAUUCAAUAUUAAUGAUAAAACUAUGAGUGAUCCAAUGUUGUCUACCGAAAGUAUAGUGAGAAAAUUAAUUUUCCAUUUGAACUAUCUCAUGCUAUGCAACUAUAUUCAGUUAGAAGAGCGGUCACCUUUGGCAUUCUCUUAUGCAGCACGGAAGAAGUAUUCAAUUUCGUCAAACGUAAUGCCGUCUCUUUCAGAGUCGUUUGCGAAAUCUAAGGAAACCUUGAUUCUCGAAAAAAGAGCUUUGAAUGCCGGGUUUCUGAAACAAGUUUGUCAUGAAAAUCUUGCUGGUUACUUGAAGCGUAUGAGUCAUCGUAGGCUUGAGCAAUUAGCCGAGAGGCAAAAAGAGACACCAUUAGUCCUCGAGUUCUUUGCAUUGGCUUAA
This is a messenger RNA of Brettanomyces nanus, 804 nucleotides long. RefSeq lists its product as uncharacterized. The record is from RefSeq and is a predicted model, not a curated record. The transcript has 2 exons. Gene Ontology annotation, cellular component: membrane. NCBI's taxonomy places the organism in Eukaryota, Fungi, Ascomycota, Pichiomycetes, Pichiales, Pichiaceae. Bases 1 to 804 code for a protein of 267 amino acids.